AUGGGUCGUAUGCAUUCUAAGGGUAAGGGUAUGUCUUCUUCUGCUAUCCCAUACAGCAGAAACGCCCCAGCUUGGUUCAAGGGUUCUUCUGAUGCCGUUGUUGAGCAAAUCAUCAAGUACGCCAGAAAGGGUCUGACUCCUUCUCAAAUUGGUGUUUUGUUGAGAGAUGCUCACGGUGUCACCCAAGCUAAGGUUGUUACUGGUAACAAGAUCAUGAGAAUCUUGAAGUCCAACGGUUUGGCUCCAGAAAUCCCAGAAGACUUGUACUUCUUGAUCAAGAAGGCUGUCUCUGUCAGAAAGCACUUGGAAAGAAACAGAAAGGACAAGGAUGCUAAGUUCAGAUUGAUUUUGAUUGAAUCUAGAAUUCACAGAUUGGCUAGAUACUACAGAACUGUCUCUGUUUUACCACCUAACUGGAAAUACGAAUCUGCCACUGCUUCUGCUUUGGUUAACUAG
Eremothecium sinecaudum is the source of this 456-nucleotide messenger RNA. RefSeq names its product 40S ribosomal protein uS15 (gene RPS13). NCBI's taxonomy places the organism in Eukaryota, Fungi, Ascomycota, Saccharomycetes, Saccharomycetales, Saccharomycetaceae. The transcript is spliced from 2 exons. The record is from RefSeq and is a predicted model, not a curated record. Gene Ontology annotation, cellular component: ribosome; nucleolus; cytosolic small ribosomal subunit. Gene Ontology annotation, biological process: translation. Gene Ontology annotation, molecular function: small ribosomal subunit rRNA binding; structural constituent of ribosome. The coding region runs from base 1 to 456 and encodes 151 amino acids.